AUGGACGUUCGGGAUGUCUUGUCGUUUGCGUCACCAAGCCCCCAGUUGAAGCGGUCUUUAAAACCUCCUCCUCCACCAUCUCUUCAGCUUGAAGCAGAGGCAAAACGACCUAAGGUCAGCACUGAUCACGUAUCCGCAUUUUCUGACACUUCAUCUGAUGUUGGUGAUCUCGAAGACUUUUCACGUCCGUUCAAUGCACCGGAUUCAUGGGAUUCGGAAACAAGCAAUGGGCCUACUACUGUUGGAGCAAAUGAGGUGACUGAGACUACUGUCCGUCGACUUACUGUACUUCUUGAAAAACGUGCUUUAAGCAAUCAGGAAGCUCGAACUAAGUUCCCUGACCAACCUAAGCGUUUUAUGCAGUCAGAAUUGGAACUACAAGAAACACUAGAGGAGAUGCAGGUGCUUGCAGCCAAUCCAGAAUUAUACCCAAUCUUAGCAGAACAAACACGUCCCAUAUCAUUAUUGUUAGGUUUAUUGGCUCAUGAAAAUACAGAUAUUAGUUUAUCUGUUAUUGAUCUGUUGCAUGAAUUACUUGAAUCUAGUUGUUUACAAGAAGCUGGAUUAGACAAAGUUAAUCAAUUUUUAGAAGUUUUGUUUUCUGGACAAUUGAUACAAUCACUUAUACAGAAUAUUUCACGUUUAGAUGAGACGAAAAAAGAUGAAGCUGACGGUGUGCAUAAAACACUCGGAAUUGUUGAAAGUUUACUAGAAAUUCGUCCAGAUAUGAAUGUGACAAUGGCAAAUCAAGGUUUAUUUGCAUGGCUUCUACGACGUUUACAAAAACGUCCAGUAUUUGACAAAAAUAAAUUAUACGUUAGUGAGCUAUUAUCAAUUUUAUUACAAAUGGAUGAAGCUAAUCGUCGUCAAUUAGGUGAAGUAGAUGGUAUUGAUAUAUUGUUGCAACAAUUAUCUGUUUAUAAACGACAUGAUCCUGGAAGUCAAGAAGAAAUUGAAUUAAUGCUUAAUUUAUUCGAUUGUCUUUGUAGUUCACUAAUGUUACCUGAAAAUAAAGAUAGAUUUUUAAAAGGUGAAGGUAUACAACUAAUGAAUUUAAUGCUUCGUGAAAAACAUAUGUCUCGCGACAGUGCUCUACGUGUUCUUGACUAUACUUUAUGUCCUGUUUCACAAUUAAUGGAUCAAAAUACCAAUGAAUUACAAUCACAUCAAAAGUCUACUAUCAAUACAGUGGAUCCUGAAGCUGUAGUUAUAGCUAACUGUUCAAAGUUCAUUGAAAUUUUAGGUUUACGAACUAUUUUCCCAUUAUUUAUGCAUUGUCCACGUGAACAUGCACUUCGAUCAACUUCAUCUGGAUCAAAAACCAAGGUGAAAGUUAUUAGUGGUCCUACUGCAGCUGAAAUGGAAGAACAUGUAAUUAAUAUUAUUUCCGCUUUGCUACGUCAUUCACCUCCGGAAACUUUCAAAUCUCGUGUUUUGGCUAAAUUUGUCGAGAAUGAUCAUGAAAAAGUGGAUCGACUAAUUGAAUUACAUUUGAAAUACUUAGAUAUUGUUAAAGCAACCAAUAGUAAAGUUGAAACAAUGCGAAGGAACGAGAAAAAGUGGAUCGGCUAUACUCGGGAAGAAGUGGAAACAGAAUUGAUGCUCAAACGUCUAGAAGGUGGACUAUUGCCACUACAAGUUUUAGAUGUUAUAAUUCUUGAUGUUUGUGUAAACGGUGCACCAACGAUUUUGGAACGUGUACUUCACCUAUUGAAAAUGCGAUCUAUUUCAAUAAACUCCGUACUUGAUACAGUUCAAGGCUAUGUGAAUAAUUUAGGCGAAGAAUCAACUACGGGCACAUCAUUCUCUGAGAAAACUCGGGUUCUAAAUCUCUUAAAGAAAUUUAAAGAACUGUUAACAAGUUGA
Molecule: messenger RNA, 1866 nt
Organism: Schistosoma spindalis
Lineage: Eukaryota; Metazoa; Platyhelminthes; Trematoda; Strigeidida; Schistosomatidae
Source: the annotation of a GenBank genome assembly